Penicillium coprophilum is the source of this 267-nucleotide messenger RNA. RefSeq lists its product as uncharacterized. The transcript has a single exon. Bases 1 to 267 code for a protein of 88 amino acids. Lineage: Eukaryota; Fungi; Ascomycota; Eurotiomycetes; Eurotiales; Aspergillaceae. The record is from RefSeq and is a predicted model, not a curated record.
AUGGUGGUUCGAAUGCUGGACUACGGCCAUUGGGACGAAUAUUACCCCCUAUAUGAUGUGUAUCUGUGGACCAUUCCGAUUGAACGUCGCAGCUCAGUACUGCUAUUGUUGAUACUUUUACGGGACCCAUUGGGCUUGGCGCUGGGAUGGCUGGUAGUCUUCCUGUUCUUUUUCAAUAUCCCGUAUCGGGCUAUGGUCACGAUUGAUGAGCCGUGUGUGCGCUUCGGACGGUGGGUAGAGCAACGGAUGCUUGCAGCAGCAGACUGA